CUUAUGGUUCUCAGGUUUUCAUUGUGAAAGAUGGGAUUGCCAGGUGUAAUACUGUUCACGUUAUUUUGUAUGCAUGUAAUUCAGAUUUCAAAUUGCCAAAAAACUGGGUUUGCUAUCACAUCUAUAACGUCUCCUGCUGCAGCUCAGUUAAAUGUGAAAUGGACGGCAUAUCCUGGUGCAACCUACUAUUUUCUGGACCUAAGAGUGCUAAACAGCAAUACUAUUGCUCCGGUGGCAAUUAUGGUCCCAGGAACAGCUAUAACAAAACUGGUCCAAGGACUUAGAGCUGGCAGUGAUUAUAAUGUUACAGUAAAAGCUACCACGGGCAUAAAUUACAAUGUAGUUGCUUCUGCAUGGAAGCUGGCAACAACAGUUCCUGGUUCCCCACAGAUCAUUCAAGCAGAUGCAUCUUCAAGCUCCUCCAUCUCCGUCCAGUGGUCUUCCUCACCAGGAACUUCUUAUUAUAUACUCCAGGUUGUAUCUAUAAGCACAACUCAGAGGCUAAACCUAACAGCCAACAGUCUGGCCUACACGGUGGUCUCUCUGCAAUCCUCCACAUCGUACAGUUUGAGUGUCUAUGCGGUGAAUGAGGCAGGUGCAAGUGCUCCGAGCAAAGUCAAAAGUGUCACCACGUUGGUGCACCCACCAAAAAAUGUCAUUGUCAACCAAAUAAAUGCAAGUGCGGUGGUCAUUGGCUGGGAGCCAGUUGAUAAAGUACUUGUAUAUGGAAUAUCAAUUUACAAAAAUGGAGACCUUACCAAAGCGCCAGUCACUCUCCAAACAUCAAGUACAAAUAUUGUCAUCAAUGAGAUUUUCCCAUGUACCCAAUAUAUAUUUGGUCUGAGGUCUGCCAACAACUUUAUGGUGUUUGGGGAGGAAAUUUAUACCAGGUUUCUGACUGGCAAUUUAAACCCUGUCUCAGGUAUUCAAACAAAAUACAACUGUGCUGGUGGAUUUGUACUUGUGACAUGGCAGCCCAGCUUUGGUGCUUCCUCCUACAAGGUCUCUGCAGUUCAACAGAAUGGAUCUACCUUCACCUGUACUUCUGAAACCACCCGUUGCCUUAUGUAUGGGCUCACCUGUGGAAAAACAUUAACUGUACGGGUUACUGCAACAUUGAACAACUGUGAGAGCAAUGUAAAUUCUGUGGCUGUAUUUGAAACAGGACCUUGUGCACCUUCAAAUUUAAGUUUUUAUCGGGACUGCUACAGCAAUGCAGUCAUUUUUUCUUGGAACGCAUCUCUGUAUGCAGCCUACUACUCGGCCAUUGCUGUGGCUUCAAAUGGCACAGUAGUUGAGUGCCGGACAGUAGAUACCUCCUGUUUCUUUACCAAUUUCACAUGUGGAAUGGGAUAUGUGCUGACAGUCUCUGCAUACAACAGCUACUGCAACAGCAACAGAAGUGCAUCAAUCCGAGUGCAAACAGCCCCAUGUGAGCCUCACAACGUUAAAAUCAGAGCAGACUGCCAGAUGGACAUGUUGGUGGCCCAGUGGGAUUAUGCGGCUGGAGCUUUGUCUUACACCAUAGAAGCUACUAGCAACAAUGGACAGCAGUACAACUGCAGCUCUUUCAUGAACAGUUGUGUCAUACCCGAGGUCAACUGUGGGGAAAGCCUAAAUGCCUGGAUUAUCGCCUCAGAUGAUGAAUGCAAUAAUUCCAAAGCUCUCAGUGAAGUGGUGGAAACUGUGCCAUGCAGUCCCAGCGUUAUCAAGGCAGAUGCAGGCUGCACAGCUGACAGUAUUUCAGUGUUCUGGGCCGAUACCAACGGAGCAGUUACCUACAUAACUACAGCUGAAGGAUCUGAUGGCGAACACUCUUUUUGCACCUCUAGUCACAACAACUGCCACUUGACUGAUCUGCCAUGUGGCCAGUCUUAUAACAUCUCUGUCAUUGCAUCCAACUCCAAAUGCAACAGUUCUAGAAGCAACACUGUCUUUGCUUAUACAGCCCCAUGUCAACCAACAUAUCCAAAUGUAUUUGUGGACUGCAUAACUAACCAAGUAUUAGUGAUGUGGGAGCAAAGCCAAGGAUCCAGCUCUUACAAGGCAAUACUGCAAGGGAGCAACGGCCAGAACCUGACCUGCAAUGCGACCCUGGAUAACUGUCAGAUACAAAACCUGCCCUGUGGCCAGCAAUACAAUGUCAGUGUAAUAGGCCAGGAUGGAAUUUGUACAAGUCCACCAUCAGAUAGUGUACUGAUAUCCUCAGUUCCAUGUGGCCCAGAACACAUUGAAGCAGAUACUGACUGCCUGACAGGCAUUGUUACAGUGCUAUGGGAUGCCAGUGAGGGUGCCCACAUGUACAGUGCCAUAGCAGAAUCAGUAAAUGGAACCCAGAACGUCUGUAAUAGCACCGAUACAAACUGUAUCAUGGCAGGGCUUGAGUGCGGACAACCUUACAUGAUCUCAGUCCGAUCGUCAUCAGGGAAUUGUCAAAGCAUGCCAAGUAAAGAAGUUCUCAUUCAGCAAGUGCCAUGCCUCCCUCAGAAAGUCAAGAGUCAGCCCACGUGUCCUGGGAGCUCCCUCACAUUGAGCUGGGCCCCGAGCGUUGGAGCUUCUUCCUAUACAGCUGCAGCAUGGGAAGAGGAUCAGUUGGUCCUCUGCAGUUCCACUGAACCAUCUUGUGAGUUUCAGGACUUGAAAUGCGGCUGGACGUACCAUAUAAAUGUUACCGCCACUGGUGGGAACUGCACGAGUGCACCAAGUUUAGUCCAUAGCAUCCAAACAGCCCCAUGUCCUCCCAAGGAAGUAACAAGCCAGAUUGAUUAUACAACGAACAUUGUGACUCUGGAGUGGCAGCCCGGCCGACAUGCAAAUACCUACACUGCCACCGCCAUAGGAAAUUAUGGGCAUGUGACAUCUUGUCAAUCCACAAACUCAAGUUGCCAAUUUAAAGAUUUGAGGUGUGGUGAAAAAUACAAUUUCAGCAUAAUAGCCACUGACGGCAACUGUGACAGCAUUCAGGUGAUGGUCCCAGAACAAGAAACAGCUCCAUGUAUUCCACAAAACAUGGGAAUCAUCUUGGAUUGUGACACCAACAUCGCGUUGGCUUCUUGGGAUAGAAGUAAAGGGGCCCUGGGCUACACCGCAAUGGCACAGGAUGUCAAUGGGAAAAUAUACACGUGGAACACGACUGACACGAGCUGCUCAAUGGCACACUUACAGUGUGGACUCCAGCACAGCAUCACCGUGAAAGCACUAAGUGCCAACAGCAACAGUGCCAUCAGCAAUGUCACGACUUUUCAGACCGUACCUUGUGUCCCACUGAAUGUACAAGGUAACUUGGAGUGCAGCACUAACGUGUGGAAUGUGUCAUGGGUACAGUCACCAGGGGCUAUCUUCUACUCUCUACGACUGUCUGGGCCAAACAAUGACACAAGGACAUUUUCUUCUGAGAAUGCAUCUUUUUCCAUCGGUGAUUUGCUUUGUGCUGAAGAUUACUCUGUUACUGUCUCAGCAAUAGGCAGACAAUGCAAUAGUUCUGACAGCUACUCCACUUUCAUCAAAACAGUUCCCUGUACGCCUUUGAAUAUUGAGACUCAUUUGGACUGCAGCACAAACAUCCCCUCAGUCACCUGGGACCACAGCAAAGGAGCCAUGUCUUACAGAGCCAUUGCUGAGAGCAGCACAGGACACACCACUUCAUGUAACACCUCUGACAAUAACUGUGAUAUCUCGUUCCUGCAGUGUGGUCAGAAAUAUAACAUUUCUGUUGUGGCAGAAGAUAACAAGUGCGGUGGCUUCAGAAGCAGCUUCACUGAAAUAGAAACAGCUCCAUGUCCACCUGAAAAUGUUGCUGCAGUGAUGGACUGUAACAAUAAGACUGCAACAGUGUCAUGGAGUGCCAGUGAAAGGGCAGUGUCUUACAAUGUCUCUGCAGAAGAGAACGGUGAACAGAUCAGCAGCUGCAGCACCCAGGACACCAGCUGCCAUCUCAGUGAUCUCCAGUGUGGCAGGACUUACGAUGUCACAGUGACACCAAUAGGCAGAGGAUGUACAGGAUUUAAGAGCAGUGCAUUUAAAUUAUUUACAGGACCAUGCCCUCCAAUGAAUGUUGAAGUCAAAUUUGACUGUUUGACCAAGUUUGGAUCAGUGUCAUGGGACCUGGAACCUGGGGCGCAAGUCUAUGUGGCAACAGCAACAGAAGAUGAUGGCCACACACACACGUGCACAACAAACAGCACAGAGUGUGUCUUCAUGGACCUGCACUGUGGCAGCAUCUACAUAGUGACAGCUGUAGCGAUUAAUGGCGAGUGCAGCAGUGCGAACAGUCUGGGGUCUCAAAUAAAAACAGCACCAUGUACACCGGAGAUUGCGGAUGUUCAACUGUACUGUGAAGGAAACCUGAUUUCAGUGUUGUGGGACCAAACUGAAGGAGCUCGGUCCUAUGUUUUAUCAGUUGAUAGUCCGGAUGGGAAAACUGCCUCCCUGGUCACCAAUGAUACUUCUCAAGAUGUCGUACACUUGCAGUGUGGAACGAUUUACAUGUUCUGGCUCACAGCCCAAGGCGAGAUGUGCAACACAAGCAUGAUGCACUCAGUAAAGAGAGAAACAGCACCAUGUCCUCCUCGCAAUGUCCAAGCUGAGAUGGACUGCGGCCUUAACACUGGCAAUAUCACAUGGGAGAAAAGCAACGGCGCACAGUCGUACAUCGCAGUAGCAGAAGGAGUACAUGGGCACCUGACUUCUUGUAACAGUAUAGGCACCUCCUGUGACAUGAAACUGGACUGUGGACAAUUGUACCGCAUAACUGUAGUAGCAGCCAAUAACAACUGCAACAGCUCAAAUGAGAAAUCUAUUAACAUUGCAUCAGCACCAUGCCUACCCCAAAAUGUUCAAGCUGAGCUGGACUGCAGUUCAAACAGUUUAUCAGUUCAAUGGCAGCAGAGCUCAGGAGCUGAAUCCUAUACAGCAAUGGCAAUCGGGAGUAAUGGGGUGACAGCAACUUGCAACACAACAGAUACGACCUGCAACAUCAGCAGCCUGGAGUGUGGGCUGACAUACAGCAUUGCGGUGACAAGUUCAUCUCUCAAAUGCAACAUCAUUAAGGGAUCUGAUUAUAAAAUCCAAUCAGCUCCUUGUAUGCCUGAAGGAAUCAGUACACAAUUGGACUGUGCCACAAACAUCAUUGCAGUAUCAUGGAAUAGCAGCAAGGGGGCGAUCUCCUACAUGGUCAUAGCAGAAACGUCUGAUGGAAAAGCCAUCAAUUGUACUAGCAGUGGCACAGCCUGUGAGCUGCUUGGUGCUCAGUGUGGAGACAUUUACAGCAUCACAGUUCAUGCAGCAGACAACAAAUGUAGCAGCUUGAAGAGUCCAGAAAUGUUUAUGAAAACAGUGCCCUGUGUUCCUGAACACCUUAAUUAUAAUUUGGACUGUGAAACUAACAUUGCCAUGGUGAGGUGGGAUUACAGCAUGGGAUCUCUGUGGUAUGUGGUGGAAGCAAAGGGAAAGAGUAACCACUCAACAAACUGCAGCUCACAAGACACAAACUGUAACCUCUCCGACUUCCUCUGUGGCCAGACUUACACAGUCACUGUUACUGCAGAGGAUUCCACAUGCAGAAGCGCUCCAAGUUCUGCAAUUGACAUCAAAGCAGCUCCUUGCAAACCACAUAUCAUUUCCACUCACCUUGACUGUGUUGCAAACUCCAUCUUUGUGAACUGGGAGACAAGCGACGGAGCAACAUUCUACUUGUUGAACGCCGAAGAGUACGGUGGAUCUGUGAACUCCUUCAAUACAACAGAGUCUCACUAUGAUUUGAUGGGCCUGAAUUGUGGGCAGAAGUACUUCAUAAGAGUGGUGGCAUCUGAUGAUGCUUGUGCCAGCUCAGAAAGCCUAGUGGAGGAAGUGGUGUCAGCGCCUUGUGUUCCUGAAAAUAUAACCACAUCUGUUGACUGUUUCUCCGACUCUGCCACCAUAUCCUGGUACUUGAGUGCUGGGGCUGACUUUUACACAGCCAGGAUGCUCUCCUCCUCACAGCACAGUGCCCACUGCCAAACUAACGACACGUCUUGCAUCAUCCCUGGACUGCAGUGUGGGCAAAUAUAUGAAGUGGGUGUUGUGGCCCACGAUCAGAGGUGCAACAGCACUGGAUUGCUUCUGAAUAACCUACAAACAGAGCCCUGUAUGCCGCAGAAUGUCCAUGCAAUAUACUCAGCAAACAUGGCCGAGGUAGGCUGGGACCACAGUCUGGGUGCCGGCUCAUACACCGCUGAAGCACUAAGCAUUCUGGGGCAUUGGGAAAAUUGCGAAACCACAGACACAAGAUGCAAGAUUGAAGGCCUGCUAUGUGGAGAAAUUUAUAAUGUCACUGUCUCAGCACACAAUGACGUGUGCAACAGCACAAUAUCUGAGGUCAAAGUCAUUGAAACAGAGCCCUGCCCUCCUCAGAACGUAGUUGUGGAUGUGGACUGUGAGGAUGGACUUGUCUCAGUUUCCUGGGAGGAAAGCGCAAACACUGAAUCCUACAUUGUGACCGCCGAAAAAGAUAAUGUAUUGAGAGCAAUGUGCCAUAUCUCUGGAACAAGCUGUCACAUUCCUGACCUGGAGUGCGGUCAGGUGUAUGCCCUAAGUGUUAGAGCACAAAACGCUCAAGGCAACAGUUCUGAAAGCUCCGUGGUCUACAUAAACACAGCACCUUGCCUGCCUGCGGAGUUUGAUGCCGUGUUGAACUGUAAUAACAACAAUACUGCGUGGGCAUUCUGGAGCCCGAGCCAUGGUGCUGAAUACUAUACAGUGAGUGCACAGGGAGCCGAUGGACAAAGUGUCUCGUGUAACACCACUGAUUCUUCAUGUAACCUUACGGAUCUUCACUGCGGUGAGAUGUACAACCUCAGUAUGAUCGUUAGUGAUGAACAGUGUCAGAGAUUCUAUUCAGUGCACACCACAGUUACAACAGUCCCCUGUAUACCAUUUCACAUCAGUGCUGACUUAUCUUGUGACAACCAAACUGCCCUGGUGACCUGGGAUGCGAGUGAAGGAGCAGAGUCCUACCAUGUGACAGCCUGGACAGACUCUGGGGACAGCAGAGAAUGCCACAGCACUGGCUUAGCUUGUGACAUCAGGAAUUUGCAGUGUGGACAAACCUACCACGUGGCAGCUGUCGCGGUUGGCUCGGAGUGUAGAAGUGAACAGAGCCCACCCGAAGAGAUCCAGACAGCCCCAUGUAUACCUCAGAAUCUCCAAGCCUCCUUUACAUGUGGCAGUGACGCUGUGUCUGCAGUCUGGGAGGAGAGCCCUGGAGCUGAAGUGUACAUUGUGACUGUCAUGGGAGCCAAUGGGCAGGUAGUAAGCUUCAACACAACCGACACAGGCCUGGAAAUUAUGGACCUCUUCUGCGGACAGACUUACAAUAUGAGCGUAAGAGCGCAGAAUGAGAUAUGCAGCAGCGCAGAAAACACGUCUGUGGAGUUUCAAACCACCCCCUGUAUUCCCCAGGACGUUUCAACCACCAGUGACUGCUUGAAAAAUCAUGGGCUGGUUUACUGGACAGAGAGUGAUGGUGCUGUUUUCUAUACGGCGAUCGCCCAGGGGCUGGAUGGCCACCAGCAUAUUUGCAAUACUGAGGAGACAAGUUGCAACUGGACCGACCUUCACUGUGGAGAGGUGUACAAUGUUUUUGUUAUGGCACACGACUACAGCUGUAACAGCUCAGUGAGCAAUACAUCCACAAUAGUAACGGGUCCCUGCACUCCACAAAACUUUGGUGCUUCUGCUCACUGUUCUCUUAAUGGUAUCUUGGUGAGCUGGGAUGCCAGCGAGGGAGCCGCAGAGUAUCAAGUCACAGCACAGGAUGCAAAUGGAUUCACUGCAGAGAGCCGUUCAAACAUCACCAGCUGUGACCUCACAGAGCUUCCCUGUGGAGAGAUCUAUUCUGCUACUGUUACUGCACUCAGCAACAACUGCCUAAGUCCACCCAGUUCCAAGGUUUACUUCAAAACAGGUCCAUGCCCUCCUAUAGCAGUUUCAGUCCAGCCGGACUGUUCAGGGAACAGCAGUUUGGUGCGGUGGACAGAAAGCAAUGGAGCCUUAUAUUAUAUGGCCACGGCAGAGACCACAGAUGACACAAAGCGAUUCUGCACUUCUGUUGGUACACAGUGUGAAAUAAAUGGCCUGCAAUGUGGGCAGCUCUACUACAUAAAUGUGGUCGCCGUGGAUUACCAGUGCAAUUCCACCGAAGUUCCAUUCACUGAAGUCCAAACAGCCCCAUGCAGACCACAGAAUGUCAGCGUCCAGAUAGACUGUGCAACCAACAGUUCCCUGGUGUCCUGGGUUCAUGCUGCGGGGGCCAUAAACUACACUGCAACUGCACAGAGCAACUCGGGCAAAGUUUACUCAUGCACUACCGACGGACAGGAGUGUGAACUCCAAAAUUUGCCUUGUGGCCAGCUAUAUAUGGUGCAAGUAGUGGCAAUGGACAACACCUGCUCUAGCCUGCCAAGCACAGCGGUGAACAUUCAAACAGCUCCGUGUGUUCCCAAAAUCAGCGAAGUAUUUCUGGAUUGCUUAAAUAAUACCUUCCUUGUGCAGUGGUCUCAAAGCGAAGGAGCUAUAGACUACACAGUAACUGCAACGGCACCCAACGAGCACAUUGUUGGCUGCAGUAGCAACUCGACGAACUGUGAGAUCGGUGAUUUGAUGUGCAGUCAGUUGUACAGCAUAAGAGUGAUGGCCUUUGAUGAUCAAUGCAACAGCUCAGAAAGCACUAGCUGGUACAUGGAAACAGUGCCAUGUGUGCCCCAAAUUGUUCAAACACGAUUGGACUGUAACAAGAAAGGAGCUUUUGUACAAUGGAAUCCAGUAGAUGGAGCACAGCUGUAUGUUGUGAAUGCUACAAGCAACCAAGGAGAUGAAGCAACAUGUACAACUAACAAAAACUUCUGUGAAAUGACGGAAUUACAGUGUGGAAGCAUUUACAAUGUCAGCGUGACUGCAGCUAACCAACUGUGUGAUACCUCACAGAGCGAACCAGAGGAGCUAAAAUCAGCACCUUGUGUGCCAGGGUAUGUGACCGCCACCAAUGACUGUGACACGGGUACAGUGACAGUGUCCUGGGAAGAAAGCAGUGGUGCAACAUUCUACACAGUGAUGGCUCAUGGGAGUAGAGGAUAUCUAACAACUUGUAACGCCACAGGGACAGAAUGUCAGCUGACAGAUCUGCUGUGCUCUCAUUCCUACAAUAUCACAGUCACGGCAACAGACGACAUGUGUACCAGUCUUGAAAGCCAUCCAGUCACUUUAGACACAGUUCUUUGUGCUCCUCAACAAGUCACUGGUAAGCUCUUAUGUGACACCAAAGCUGGUUUGGUAUCCUGGAUGAAUGAGGAAGGCGCCAAUCUGUAUAGUGUCAUGGCAGUUGGGCCCGACGGACACAUGACACAGUGCAACACUACUCUCUCCAGCUGUGAGCUGACCAACUUGCACUGUGGUCAGUUCUAUAAUUUCACUGUAACUGCCCUGGAUGGAGUGUGUGAUAACGCGCAGAGUUCAUCAGAGCUCCCAGCCCCUUUAUGUGCCCCGCAAAAUGUGGAAGCAUUCCUGGAGUGCAGCUCCAACACUGCCUACGUGUCAUGGGAGAUGACCACUGGAGCAGCAGCCUAUGUGGUCUUCGCCAACAGCAGUAACAACUAUGAUGUGUCCUGUAAUACGACAGACACCUUCUGCAUGCUCCACGAUCUUCACUGCGGAGAGAAGUACAACGUGACCGUUCUGGCAUUGGAUAACAUCUGUGACAACAUUUACAGUGCUAGUGUUGAGAUCCGAACAGGGCCAUGUCCACCGGAAAAUGUUGUAGCAGACAUUGACUGUUAUACAGGAAUAAUGUCUGUCAGAUGGGAUUCUGUUCCUGGUGCCACCUUCUAUGCUGUGCAAGCAACAGCUGGUGAAGACAACAGCUUUUCGUGUAACGGAACGGACACCACCUGUGGCAUCACUGGGUUACCCUGUGGGCUCUCAUUAACUGUCACCACUACAUCCAGCUAUGAUGACUGCCAAAGCACACCUAGUCAAGAAAGUCUUAUUGCAACAGCUCCCUGCACUCCUCUGAAUGUUAAAGGAUACCUCGACUGUGUAACGAAUGCAGCAUGGGUUUCAUGGAGCCAGGCAGACGGUGCCGAGAUCUACAAUGUCACAGCCAUUAGCAGUGGAGGCCAUCAGUCUUCAUGUACAUCAACAAAUGUAACCUGUGGUGUGCCUGAUCUGCAAUGUGGAAACAAGUAUACAUUCUCUGUGACCGCCAUCAGUAAAGACUGCUUGAGCAUGCCGAGCGCUCCCUUUGAUUUGGAAACAGCACCAUGCAUCUUGAAUGGUCUCACCUUGCUAAACCAAUGCAACAGCAGCACCAUAAAUGUGUUGUGGAACCGCACAGAGAGCAGCCAGUUGUACAUUGCCACAGCGGAGGGCAGUGAUGGCAGCAUGUACACCUGCAACAGCACAAAGGAAGGCUGCAACUUAAACUCGGUGAACUGCGGCACUGAGUACACCAUCAUCGUGGCAGCAACCUCGGACAAGUGCAGCAGUUUGAGAAGUCCUCCUUCCAAAAUCACCACAGCUCCUUGCAUUCCAACUGACGUCAGAGCCUUUACGGAUUGUCAAUCAGGCGUGAUGAACGUGUCCUGGAGUUCAAGUCCAUUUGCAGAAUUCUACAUGGCGACUAUCAUGGGUGUCAACGGAGCGCAAACAUCGUGCAACACAUCUGGCACUACCUGCACAUUUGCAGACUUGGUGUGCGGCCAGACUUACGAGGUAUCGGUCACAGCCAGUCAUGAACGCUGCAGAAGCCCACCAAAUCUUGCCAUCAGCGUUAACACUGUGCCAUGUGCUCCAGAAGGUUUAAACAUAGAUAUGCAGUGUGAGUCCAGCUCAGCACUGCUUUCCUGGAUGAAGAAUGACGAAAUCCUGGAGUAUUACGCUUCAGCCACUUUGGCCGAUGGAGAAAUCCUGUGGUGCACCACUCAGUGGACGGGCUGCACAAUAAAUGAGCUAGCAUGUGGCUCAAGCUAUAACUUUGCACUGGUGGGGUUUGAUGGCACCUGCAACAGCUCUUUCAGCAAUCCCAUCACACAAGGAGCAGUUCCAUGCCCUCCAGAAAAUGUAACCAUGUCACUGGGACCAAUGACAAAAAGCACACAAGAGCUACAAGCCGUAUGGAGUGAAGUCCAGUGUGCUGAAGAGUAUAUGUUGGAGGUCCAUGGACUUAUCACUGGUGACCCCGAGAGCCAGUUCCUUCUGACAUCCUACUGGACUACAGACCCCUACUUUUACAUCCCACUCUUGUGCAGCUCUGUGUACAAUGUGUCCAUGAUCUCCAGGAAUGUGGCAGGGAUUGGUGACUCUAGUGUUCCCGUGCAGGGCUUGACAGCUCCCUGCACUCCCAAUGGAAUCACUGUUGACUCGGUUGUCGAUGGUUUGGUGGUCGUUUCAUGGAAUGCAUCCAUCUUUGCCACAGAGUACUGGCUUCUAACACCCGACGAUUCGACUCUAUGCAAAACAUCCCAGCUUUCAUGUGAAUUACCAAUCAAUAUCAGCAGCAGUGCCAAACUUGUCGCUGUCAAUUCAGCAGGGGAAAGUGAGCCAAGUGAAUCCAUUUCACUAACCAGCAGUCACAUGCAGCGAAAAAGACGAGAUCUCCACGAAGAGUCUGAAGAAAUUAAUGGUGAACUUUUACCCCCUCAGCUACACGUCCUCAGCAUAACCAAUGACACCCUACAUGUGGAGUGGACGGCCACCGAAGGUGCAACACACUACCUACUGAUUGUGAAAGAAGUAACGGCAUCCAAACCUUUCAAACCGAUCGUGCAGUCCGUACAGGAGACUUCAGCCAAAGUGAGUGGGCUUCAGCCUUUCACAAACUACAAGGUUGUGGUGUCAGCCAAGGACUCCACGAGAAGCAGUGCCUACUCCGAUCCUGUCUUCAUAACCACCGAUGUGUCUUUGCCAGUCAGGUCAUCUGCACAGCUGUAAUCGGUGCUUUUUUGAACAAAGUGCGUCUAAGCCUCUGCUUUUGCAAUUGUGCUAACAUCUCAUCAGCUAAAGUAUAAUCAUUUUGAAUUCACAUGUAAACUGAAGAUUACAUUUGCAGGUAUAUGAACAUGUGUGCAUCUAUUUGUGUUGUGUAUAUAUAAUAUAUACAAAUAAUAUAUAUAUAAGCUCAUUUCUGUAUCACCAUUUUACACAAUGCAAGCCAAUUUCAUUUUAAAUAACCAAACAAGCAACCUGUCUUCAUACCGCUUAAUAAAAUGCCAUCCUAUUGCCUUGAAUAUCAAAA
Molecule: messenger RNA, 12265 nt
Organism: Polypterus senegalus (gray bichir)
Lineage: Eukaryota; Metazoa; Chordata; Cladistia; Polypteriformes; Polypteridae
Gene: fndc7b
Exons: 49
Coding region: 31-11961 (3976 amino acids)
Molecular function (GO): protein binding
Source: RefSeq, a predicted model, not a curated record